UGCCACCGUUCAGCAUCCUCAACCACUGGAUGCGCAGCAGCUGCUAACCGCGUCGCUAAAGCUCAACAACGACCCAUCGCUGUUCGAGGUGCCUUCUAUUGUACAGGACCUUCCCGAGAGUGAACAUCCCCACCAGGGUGGACACCUUCAGGCGUUUGGUGAUUCACCGAAAUCUGUCGCGGAGCCGAUGGUCGCUGGUGGUGUCAUUGUUCCGGCCGAAUGGUCGCGCAUCCUCGAUAUCGAGUUGGUGAACGACGGAACGGGGCUUGGCUUCGGUAUAAUCGGUGCCCGGACAACGGGCGUCACCGUGAAGACGAUUCUGGCCGGUGGUGUAGCUGAUCGUGAUGGGCGGUUGAAAAGUGGCGACCAGAUUCUGCAGAUCGGUGACGUGAACUUGCACGAAAUGGUAUCGGAGCAGGUGGCCUCGGUGUUGCGUCAGUCUGGGACGCACGUGCAGCUUGUUGUGGCUCGUCCAGUUGAUCCGGCCACCGUCGCACCAACGCGGCUGGUGUGGUGUAGCGUUCCGUUUUGUGGUGGCGGCUGCAUGAAUACGAACGCCAAAAUGCAUCACCUCUCGAGCGAUGUGUCGAACGCGCUGAAGCAGAUCGAGCUAAUCAAGCAGACGCUCCCCGUUGACGUUGAAGAAGACCUGAAGCUGGUGAUCGAUCUGCUGCAGGAUCCGGUGUUUCGGAACAUUGUCCAAAUCCAGGACUCACUGGCCGAACUGAACCACCAGAUUACACAGCAUCCCUCGAUUCUGCCGGGAGACUUCGACAUCGCAAACAGUGGUGAUCUGGUGUUGAACGUGCCGCCCGGGACGGACCUUUUCGAGGCGGACUACCAGGACGAGCAACGCGUCCCAUCGGCGCAGAUAUCGCCCGGAAGCCCCGCUCCGAUCCCGAUCGGUGGGGCCAUGACACCGAAGAUGACGCUCCUCGACCACAGCCAGCUGAUGGUACAAGUGCCACAGGGACCAGUGGUUGCCACCGUUCAGCAUCCUCAACCACUGGAUGCGCAGCAGCUGCUAACCGCGUCGCUAAAGCUCAACAACGACCCAUCGCUGUUCGAGGUGCCUUCUAUUGUACAGGACCUUCCCGAGAGUGAACAUCCCCACCAGGGUGGACACCUUCAGGCGUUUGGUGAUUCACCGAAAUCUGUCGCGGAGCCGAUGGUCGCUGGUGGUGUCAUUGUUCCGGCCGAAUGGUCGCGCAUCCUCGAUAUCGAGUUGGUGAACGACGGAACGGGGCUUGGCUUCGGUAUAAUCGGUGCCCGGACAACGGGCGUCACCGUGAAGACGAUUCUGGCCGGUGGUGUAGCUGAUCGUGAUGGGCGGUUGAAAAGUGGCGACCAGAUUCUGCAGAUCGGUGACGUGAACUUGCACGAAAUGGUAUCGGAGCAGGUGGCCUCGGUGUUGCGUCAGUCUGGGACGCACGUGCAGCUUGUUGUGGCUCGUCCAGUUGAUCCGGCCACCGUCGCACCAACGGUACCGCUCGGUGGUGAAUUUGACCAUUCUGCGAUCGUUCCAACGCUCCUGUUGGGGGAUCCUCUCAAGCUGAAGCAGUAUCUGGCCGAUUCGGGCUUCGGUACCAUCUACAGUGUGUACUCGAUCGCCAAUCUGCUCGACAAGGAUGGCGUUUUACCCUUCGACAAGGACAGUCCGAUCGAGUUUCCCGAGACGGAAGUGUUUACGGUCGAGCUGCGCAAGGAUCAGAACGGGUUGGGCAUUACGAUCGCCGGAUAUGUGUGUGAGAAGGAGGAACUGUCGGGAAUCUUUGUGAAAAGCGUGUCUCCCGGCAGUGCGGCUGAUCUGAGUGGUAGGAUUCAAGUGAACGAUCGCAUCAUCGAGGUUGACGGUCAGUCACUGCACGGUUUCUCGAACCAUCAAGCGGUGGACGUACUGAAGCAGAGCGGCCACGUGGUGUCGCUGUGUCUCGAGCGGUAUCUCCGCGGUCCCAAGUACGAUCAGCUGCAGCAAGCGAUUGCGGCGAACGAGAUGAAACCACCGACACCCGCCACACCACCGCCACCGUUGGGACCAACCGAUCUUUCGAAAUACGGUAGCAACAUUCUGGACAUUUUGCCACGUGGCGUCGAUAAGCCGCAACCGCAGCAACGUACCGUGGAAACACUCAAAGCCGGAGUAGCUUACGAUGGCGAAGAGUCGCUCAAUGGUGGCGAGGGUCCACUAGAGCUGAACGGCGCCGGUGGCCCCAUCGUAAUGGGUCACAAGAAGCUGGCGCGCGCAAAAGACUCGAUUGAAAACCAAGAGUAUCGGGAGAUGAAAAUGAAGGAAGCGGCCCUCGAUAGUGGCGAGCCCGGAAGCGAAGGGCUGAUGGAAACGAGCAACUUAGUGGCGAUCAAUAAGCAUGGCAAGACGCGCAGCUCAUUAAAGGGACUGCCCGUUAGCGGCGUGGCAGUAACGGCGGAGGAGGACGAUGAUGAGACGGCGUACAUUGUCCACAAAUGGACCAACAUUCUUGGGCCCGAGGUGCAAAUUAUUGUGGCCAACAUUCGCAAGUUCGCUGCCUCGAGUGGGUUGGGCAUUUCGCUGGAGGGAACAGUAGACGUGGAAGGUGGCAAAGAGGUGCGUCCUCAUCACUACAUCCGUUCGAUCCUGCCCGAGGGACCGGUGGGACAGAAUGGGUUGCUGCGCUCCGGAGAUGAACUGCUUGAGGUCAAUGGCCAGCGAUUGUUGGGUAUGAAUCACCUGAAGGUGGUGUCGAUACUGAAGGAGUUGCCGCAGGAUGUGUGUAUGGUUUGUGCUCGUGGCGAUCCGGAUCUGUUGCGUUUCACCGAGGAGCAACUGAUCAGCUCCCUGGAAGCGGAUGCGGCAAAACGGGCCCAGCAUCAACUGCACGGCAGUCUAACACCGUCGGAACGAUUGGUUAAGGCUAAAUCGGAUGGCAGUCUGGCCACCACCAACGGUGGAUCGAACGAUGCAUUUUCGAAGAUCAAAUCACGCAGCCUCGAACCACUCACGGGAUUGGCAAUGUGGAGCUCCGAGCCACAGAUCAUCGAGUUGAUCAAGGGGGAGCGUGGGCUUGGCUUCUCCAUCCUCGACUAUCAGGAUCCGCUCGAUCCGAACGAUACGCUGAUCGUGAUCCGCUCGCUCGUUCCGGGGGGUGUCGCGCAGCUCGACGGUCGUCUCAUUCCCGGCGAUCGGUUACUGUUCGUGAACGAUACGGUACUGGAAAAUGCUUCUCUCGAUCAGGCAGUCCAGGCACUAAAGGGAGCCCCGAAGGGUGUAGUUCGCAUUGGUGUCGCGAAACCGCUGCCCAUGCAGGACUCUUCGCUUGUCGGACCGUUCGAUGAGAAGACGCUCGGUGGGCCCGAUGCACCCACCAACGGUAGCUCGGUCGGCGGUAGCAAAAUGUUAUCGCUUGCGAAACCGGACAUUAUAAUGGAAUGAGGUUGUUUAGUCAUAAGCAGAAAUGAAUACGAACGCUUUUCGGAACUGUACUUCCGCUUGGACGCGCUACUGGAGCUGAUCGACGGUGCGUCCCACGCCGAACGGUAUGUCGUUUAGUUCAUCCACCCCUUUUCCUCCGCUGCUUACAGCGAAAACAGAAGAGAAAGUUCAAACCCAAACCCAAUCGAUCGUACUCGAUCGCCGUACGCUUCGCUCUUCCAAUUGGUUACGAAAUUCAGCUUGAACUUUAACACCCUUUCUUUAGAAUUUGUUCUGCUUUUGCGACAAUUCUCCUCCUUAUCGGUAUCUGCCUAAUGGCCAUCUGAAUCCAGUCUCUCUUUUAAUUACGUUUAUGCUUUCUACACGUCCCAUCCAUAUCAUCCGUUGUGCUGCACAAUUCAUUUCAUAUCAAUAUCGUAUUUCCAAUGUUAAGUAUUCUUCACGCCAACGUAUUAGUAUUCGUAACGACAGACGAUGUUUCGCAACCAUCCCAUCCGACCCUACUUUCUCCAUUUACCAUUAGGCGCUUAAACAAAACACACAUUCUCAACCAACAUGAAUACAACAUUCUCAAUCGUACGUGCUGUACAUACUUUCAACAUUUCUCAAGCAUUUCAAACACAUCGUUGCACACACCCAAGGUGUCUGUGAAGAUUGCAUCGAAGUUAAUAUGAUACACAACCAAGAAAGAAGGAAAAACACAACACAGAUGAGCAGAAAACUAUCAAAAUGCAGUGUAGUUGUACUAUCAUCCUGUUUAUAAUGUUUGCAACACGCAAAAGCACGUACUUUACCCGUCUUCUUUGUGAUGCACUAAUGCACUUAGCAAUUGUUUCCCCCUUGGUCGCGGCUUGGGGUUAGCACAUUCCUCAGAUUGUUUUGUAUCAAAUGAUAUAUGUUUUAUUAUAAAUACUACUAAGUCUAAGAUAUUACCAUUUUUGCCUUAGAAUGAUUUUAUUUAGAUAGCCAAAUAUUGUGCUUAUUAGUCAAUCUGUACGGAAAGAAUUUUGUUCUAUUUCGGCAUCCAGCCUUCUCUUGUCGAAUGAUAGGUUACUUUAUCCAAAGUCAAUCAAGUGCACCCACUCAAGUGUUGGCCACUAUAACCGAGCGUAGCACAUUCACAUUCCUCUCACACCCCAUCAUGCACCAUCGGUUUAAAUCGCACGGUCACAAAGCAACAUAAAAUCGAACUUUCAAUUAUUGGCCGAGAAGAAUGCACCUUCACUACUAAGGCACACAAUGAGGCAACACUUGACGGUACAGGCGUCUCACGAGCACCUCUAUUUUCCGCAUUUUUAAUGUUUAUUCUGCUUUGGCCGUCGUUCACUUCAUCCCGGCAAACCCGGCUUCAGCUCUAUUCUACGGGAAGAAGCUCAAGGUGACGGUCGACAGGACAACCUUACCUCUUGAUUGUUACUGUCUGCAAAUCCUGCACUGAGUUGCCUGCUGUACUCCGCACGUCUUGCGCCUCUAGCCUAGCGCGCUCCCAUUUGAUAUUUGCGGAUCCGUAAAUCCGUUCGGUUGGUUUCGUUUUCAAUGAUUUCUUUAUCUUCUUGAACUGCUGUACGAAACUGUUGAAUUUACACCACGAAACAAAUCUUCUCGUUCGUUCUCGCGCGAUCGUAUUGCAAGCCAAACAAGAAAAGCAAUGGUGGAUUAUUGAUUUCUGACUUAUGACGUUAAUUGGACCAGGAAAAAGGAAAACAAAAGAAUCAACAAGCGACAAAAAAGGCAAACGCUGAAGAAAACCUUAAAUGUGACGAAAUGGGAGUAACAAUUUAGAAGCAAAUAGGCAAUAGUGAAUAGCAAGAAUCUCGGUGUGCUUGGUAGAGAUAGAUAUGGAUAGAGAGGAAAAUAGAGCGAGAGAGAGCGAUAGGAAAGAUCAAACGUAGAGAACCUAUAGGAAACCGUAAACAUCCGUUUCGUAGGUUAUGAAAAGCAAGACAUUGAUCCUUUUCCGUUUUAGUCGCUCCAUCAGAUUUCUUCAGCAAGCCCAUUUCAUCUUCGCUGAGAGGCAGUUUGUUGUGUACGUCGGUGAAGCCGAUAGCCGAAAGGAAAAGGAAUUUGAGAGUGUUUCACUACUGCACUCCUUGGAGACGGGUAGUUGCUACGCAAGGUGAAGUAGAUCCAUCCAACAGUUGCACAUUGAAGCAAAGUAGAAACGAAUCCUUCGGUGUUUAGAGAAUGCCUUAGAACUGUGCUGUGUGUUAAGAAUCCGGAGGAACAGUAUCCACGUUCUCCGGAGUGCGCGUAUAGUACGUCUCAAACAGAAAACGUCCUAGCAAGUCGGCACUCAGCUGCCUAGAUAGUGACCUAGCAUGUGACCAUCUUUCGGACGGUCGAACGUGAACUUAUUUUUAUUCUAAUCUAAAAAACAAUCGAUUCAAUCAGUUGUUACUCGAAGGCAUUAUUGUAUCGCCCCGACUGUGGCGCUAUCUGUGCAGUCCAACAAGGAAUUUCGGUGUGAUUUCUUUCGAUUGUGUCAAUGGAUGGUGAAUGGAUGCACAGUGGGCAAACAUUGUUCGCAAUACUUUUAAUUUAAAUCUAUCAUUUUUCUUUCCCUAUCUCCCAAAAUAUCGAGCACUUCAACUGUUCCUUUUCCCGUGUUCACAUUCAGUGUAUAAGUCCCUAAACCUGGGAGUGUCUCCGCUAAUCCAUUUAGUGAUCGAUAGUUGAAGCAAACAUUCAGAGACACCCAAACAACACCAACGAUGGUCGUUUCGGAUCGUCGCACUUAAUAAUGACUAGCAAGAGAAUUUGAUAAAGUCGCUAUCAAGGAUGCCACGAAACCCGCCAAGCGGCCCAAUUCCACGGGUUGGAAUCGGUUCCACAACCCCUCGCGACAGGGCCUACACAGGAAAAAAAGUGCGAAAUUGUUUAGAAACACGUUAGAUAUGUUGAUGUUGGUAGAUAAAGUUGAACAGAACAAAGAAAGGUACAGACGGAACGACAACGGAAAGGGGGCAGAGAAACGGACAAGAUUUUGCCACUAUUUAUGACAGUAGAUUAGAACAUUCCAUCACAAUUGUACUUUACUUUAGUCCGUUGAAUAUACACAAAUAUAUAUAUUUGUACUUUAUACAUAUUAUAUGGGUGUAUCUAUAUAAAAAUGAAGUUUAAUAAAUUUAA
This is a messenger RNA of Anopheles cruzii, 6538 nucleotides long. RefSeq names its product patj homolog (gene Patj). Lineage: Eukaryota; Metazoa; Arthropoda; Insecta; Diptera; Culicidae. Gene Ontology annotation, molecular function: protein binding. The record is from RefSeq and is a predicted model, not a curated record. The transcript has 5 exons. Bases 188 to 3409 code for a protein of 1073 amino acids.